Stylophora pistillata is the source of this 1968-nucleotide messenger RNA. RefSeq lists its product as uncharacterized. Lineage: Eukaryota; Metazoa; Cnidaria; Anthozoa; Scleractinia; Pocilloporidae. The record is from RefSeq and is a predicted model, not a curated record.
GACAGCUUUGUUGUCUGCGAACAAGAGAUCUGUAUCAGUAGGGCGUCUUGUGCCUCGCAAUCACUACCUACCUCUUUAGCUGGUAAACAUGGCGCAAAGGAAGAAGAAAGAAGAAGAAAUACAAGGCGACCGAGCGUUAACGUUGGAAAACGUCAUAGAACGUCUUUCCAAAUUAACUCGUGAUUUCAAAAGCGAUCCUGGGCGUUUCCGAGAAGAAGUUAAAAUUCUAGUCAAAGAAGGCAAGAACGAGAUUAAGCAGAAAAAGAGCCAAGCCAGCAAGCAAAGUGCAAAGCCGCAGGUAAUGCAUACAGGUGACCGCUGUAUGGAGAACAAACAAAGCCAAGUCGGGCAAAUUGCAGAGGUGAAAGUAAUGCAGUCAGUGGACCAAAGACCCCGGAUGGAGGACAAAAAAAUUCAAGUACCUUCAGAAGAGAUACAGGAGAGCGACAAAAGGGCCCUGCAGGUCAAAGAAAAACAACACAGCGUUUCCUUUUUAGAGGAGCAAUUAAGAAUCUGCAAAGACGAUCUGAAGGCAAAAGAAAGAGAGAUUGAGUCCCUUAUUGAAAGGGUGGCACGUUUUAGUGAGAUGCAAACGAAACGGGACCAGAGGAAUACCGAGGAUACCCUCAGUUUGAACAGGCCAUCCAUAGUGGAAAGAGAUUUUAAGAAUUUAAAAAGUGAAGACCGGGAAGAUGCUUUAAUCGUUAUAAGGAAACAGUACAAUAGAGAAAUGGGUGUAUCUCCUAAAAGAUUAAGCUGUAUCAUUUUCGAGGCAAUCUACGAGCAUAUGUUGCAAACAAAAAGCCUUAUGGUCGACAGUUUUAAAGAAAUAUCAAAGUUCGCUGUACAUCAUGGGCCAUGGUUUGAGAGAAUUUUCCAUCAAAGCAGACUUCAGGGAAAAGGAAAUUCAACGAAAAUCCCCAUCAGUUUGUCCAAAGGUGGAUCAGAUUACCCUAGAGAAGUCCUGGAGAGCUUUUUACUGGCGGCUAAAGAAUCUGCAUCAGAACUUCAGGUUGAAUAUUUCGCUGAGGACUACUUUUUGGGUCAAAUAAUCGUUAUUUGUCGUCAGAAAGAAGUUGGAGAGCAAUCUUUUACAACAAUUCCAUGGGAACAAUUAUUAAAAGACUUGAGAGAGUACGUCAAUAUGCUCACCGGAUUGACUUGGCGAAUGGUGACACAAGUUCCACCAUUGAGGCUCGAAUACCAAACCCCCACCUUCACCAGUCAGUAUCAUCAAAUGGUUGGAUCCGAUCACGAAGGAAAAGCUGAAAAAUAUGGUGAAAAGCCAGUCCGUUAUUUGUGGCCCGGUUUGGUGGAUGGGGGAGGAAGGGUAAUUGCUCUCGGAGAUGUUACAGCACUGUAAAGCAGUUAGAUAAUUGCACAUAUCAUUCAACCACAAACAUUAAUACUAGUGUUCGGUAUGCAGAGCUAUAAUAUGUUUCAGUAUCACUCACUGGCUGUUUGUUAUGAAUUUCUUUCAAGAUUUAUCUUAUUUGGAUUAACUUAGGUUAAUGAUUAACUAUCUGCGAUUCAUCCUGUUCAGGACUAUAACGUGUCUGUGCCAAUAGAAAUAUAGUGAAACCUGUACGAAUUGAGCCCCCAUAAUAAUCGAACGCCUGUCAUGCAAAGCUCUAAUGUUGCGCACUUAUAUCUAUUAUAAAAUGAACCACUGGGGGAUACUAGUGUCGAUUUUCUUUAUUCUAGGAGAGCUGGCGGAAAGCUUCAAAAUCGUUAGCUCGCUACAUGUUUUUUUUUUUUAACCAUAAGAAAGAUUUGCAUGCCGAUAAAACUCGUUGAACCACAAACCUCAAUGAUUAUAGCGCAGCUACUUUGGCUCUAGUCAUAUUCAUAUGUAACCUGCUUUUUCUAAGCUAUCUGCCAGGUAAAAGAUUAUUUCGAAUCAACUUAACGGCCUGCUCCCAGUUGGCUUGUUAGCUCAAUUGGUAAAGCGCUGCACUUGUAUCGCAG